AUGUGUGCAAAAAAGCUCAAGUAUGCAGCAGGUGAUGAUUUUGUACGCUAUGCCACGCCCAAAGAAGCCAUGGAAGAAACUAGACGAGAAUUUGAGAAAGAGAAACAGCGACAGCAACAAAUGAAGACUACUCAACCACAGGCUACCAACACCAGAAUCCAUUCAGCUCCAAUUUCUUUGCAAACUCAAUACGUCAAAAACAGAGUUGAAAGUGGGCACCAGUCUUAUGGAUCUCCCCAAAACUUUUCUCCAAGACAUACAAAAACACCUGUUGAUCCUCGAUAUAAUAUGAUAGCACAGAAACCGGGAGGUAGACCUAUACCCCCAAUACAGAAUCAUUGUAACAGUGUAAGCUCUUCCUCUCAACGCAUAGCCUCUUCUCCUCCUCCUCCCUUAAUGUAUAACCAAACAGUGCCUGCACAAGUUUCAAAGAAGGUUGCACCUGUUCCAUUUGAUAAUAAAGAAGAUGUACGAGACAUGCAAGUGGCUAUCCAGUUAUUUCAUAAUCAUGAUAUCAAGGGCAAGAACCGACUGACAGCGGAAGAGCUACAAAACUUACUACAAAAUGACGACAACUCUCAUUUUUGUAUGUCAUCAGUAGAUGCACUAAUAAAUUUAUUUGGUGCUUCGAGGUUUGGCACCGUAAACCAGACAGAAUUUAUUGCCUUAUACAAGAGAGUGAAAAGUUGGAGAAAAAUUUAUGUAGACAAUGAUAUCAACAGAUCGCUUACCAUCUCUGUAGGUGAGUUUCAUAAUUCACUCCAAGAACUAGGGUAUCUAAUACCUUUCGAAGUCAGUGAGAAAACAUUUGAUCAAUAUGCAGAGUUCAUAAACAGAAGUGGGACAGGAAAAGAGCUAAAAUUUGAUAAAUUCGUAGAGGCUUUAGUUUGGCUGAUGAGAUUAACAAAAUUAUUCAGGAAAUUCGAUACUAAACAAGAAGGCAUUGCGACCAUACAGUACAAAGAUUUUAUCGAUGCUACAUUAUAUUUGGGUCGUUUCUUACCUCAUUGA
This is a messenger RNA of Saccharomyces mikatae IFO 1815, 1011 nucleotides long. It is a transcript of the gene PEF1, whose product is annotated as Pef1p. The record is from RefSeq and is a predicted model, not a curated record. The transcript has a single exon. Gene Ontology annotation, molecular function: calcium ion binding. The coding region runs from base 1 to 1011 and encodes 336 amino acids. Lineage: Eukaryota; Fungi; Ascomycota; Saccharomycetes; Saccharomycetales; Saccharomycetaceae.